AUGGGCAACGAGGCGAGCUUGGAAGGGGAAGGGCUCCCCGAAGGGCUGGCGGCGGCGGCGGCAGCAGCGGCAGCCGGAGGAGGGGCUGGCGGGGCGGGGAGCCCCUUGCACACCGGGAUCCCGGCCGGCAUGGAGGCGGAUCUGAGCCAGCUGAGUGAAGAGGAGAGGAGACAGAUCGCCGCUGUCAUGUCAAGGGCGCAGGGGCUGCCCAAGGGAAGCGUUCCUCCGGCCGCUACGGAGUCUCCUUCCAUGCACAGGAAACAAGAGUUGGACAGUAGUCAUCCUCCAAAGCAACAACCAGGAAAACCACCAGACCCUGGGCGUCCAGUGCAGCCUGGCCUCAGUAAAAGUAGAACUACAGACACUUUUAGGUCAGAGCCGAAACUGCCUGGGCGGAGUCCUUCCACCAUUAGUCUGAAAGAAUCAAAGUCCAGAACUGAUUUUAAGGAAGAGCACAAGUCUAGUAUGAUGCCUGGCUUCCUUUCAGACGUUAACCCUUUAAGUGCUGUCUCCUCUGUUGUAAAUAAAUUCAACCCAUUCGAUUUGAUAUCAGACUCUGAGGCAUCCCAGGAGGAAACAACCAAGAAACCAAAAGUAGUUCAGAAGGAGCAAGGAAAAUCUGAAGGAAUCACAAAACCUCCAUCACAACAACCAUCACCCAAGCCAGCCCCUAAACAGCAAGGACCCAUUAGGGACCCACUUCUGCAGGAUGGCUCUCCCAAAUCAGUAUCUUCUCAGCAAGCAGAAAGAAUGAAAUCACAACCUCCAGGUACAGGAAAGCCAAGUCAGGGGCAUGUCCAAACUCCUCAGACAGACCAGGCAAAAGUGCCACUUCAGCGAGAUGCAGCCAAGCCUCAGACUAAACAGUUAGACACAGUUAGAGGAGAAUCAGUUACACCCUCACUGCAAAGCCCAUCCAAACCACCUCUUCAGCAUGCAAGUCCUGGGAAACCUCCAGCCCAGCAGCCUGGACCUGAAAAAUCACAACCUGGGCCUGCAAAGCCCCCAGCUCAGCAACCAGGGCCUGCAAAGCCCCCAGCUCAGCAACCAGGGCUAACAAAACCUCUUACUCAACAGCCAGGGACAGUGAAGCCCCCAGUCCAGCCGCCAGGAACAGCAAAGCCUUCAGCUCAGCCUCUUGGACCUGCAAAGCCUCCACCUCAGCAGGCUGGGUCAGAGAAACCAUCUCAGCAGCCUGGGCCAAAGUCUCUUGCUCAGCCUCCUGGGGUUGGAAAGACUCCAAUACAACAGCCAGGGCCAGCAAAGCCUCCAGUGCAACAGCCAGGGCCAGCAAAGCCUCCAGUGCAACAGCCAGGGCCACCAAAACCUCCAGCUCAGCAACCUGGGCCACAGUCUCCAGCUAAGCCACCUGGGCCUACAAAGACUCCAUCCCAGCAGACUGGUACAGCAAAGGCUCUGGCUCAGCAACUGGGGCCAGGAAAGCCUCCAGCUCAACAACCAGGCCCAGGGAAGCCUCCUGCUCAACAGCCUGGCCCAACAAAGACCCCUGCUCAACAACAGCCUGGCCCAGCAAAAACCCCUUCUCAACAGCCUGGCCCAGCAAAGACUCCUCAAAAACCUGGCCCAGCAAAGCCCCAGUCUCAACAGCCUGGCUUGGAAAAACCCUCAACUCAACAACCUACCCCAGCAAAACCCUCAGCUCAGCAAUCUGCAGAGCCAAUAAGCCAAAUGGGAGCUGGGAAACCUCUGCAGCCACCAACACAGACUCCAUUACAAGGCCUCCCUAAAACCAUCUGUCCUCUUUGCAAUACCACUGAACUUCUUUUGCAUGUUCCAGAAAAGGCCAAUUUUAACACAUGCACUGAGUGUCAAACCACUGUCUGUAGCCUCUGUGGUUUUAACCCCAAUCCUCAUUUAACUGAGAUAAAAGAGUGGCUCUGUUUAAACUGUCAGAUGCAAAGAGCUCUAGGAGGUGACCUGGCUCCAAUUCCGUCAUCACCCCAGCCAAAACCGAGGACUACCCCUGUUCCUCCUACAUCAGCCGUGAGCAAAGCAUCCCCACAGUCACAGCAGGUUUCCCCAAAGAAGGAUACUGCUCCCAAACAGGAUAGCUCCAAGGCCCCCGAGUCUAAAAAGCCACCACCACUAGUGAAACAACCAACCCUUCAUGGUCCUCCCCCAGCCACUGCCAAGCAGCCUUCUGUGGCAGAGUCUUUGUCAAAGCCAACCCCUCCCAAAGAGCCUUCUAUUCCAUCUGAGCAGGCUAAGGACCCUGAUGCUGAUGACAAACCAAAGCAGCCCAAGACAGCAAAGCCACCGGUAGACAUCGUAUCUUCAUCCUCAGCAGCAAAACCUGAUAUUAAGAGCUCCAAAGUGCCGUCACAGGCUCAAGAGGAAACGACUCCACCUCCCAAAGCAGACUCUGCCAAGCCUUCACAGAGUUUUCCACCAACAGGAGCUGCCCCGUUUGAUGCUCAAGCCAUACCUCGACCUGCAUCAGAUUCAAAAAUUAUUUCACAUCCUGGGCCUGGUUCAGAGAGCAAAGAUGAAAAACAAGUUGAUCCAGUUCAGAAGAAAGAAGAACCUAAGAAAGCCCAAACCAAAAUGAGUCCUAAACCCGAUGCCAAGCCAAUGCCAAAAGGGUCACCAACACCUCCUGGCCCACGACCUACCACUGGCCAAACCGUCCCUACAUCUCAACAGCCCCCAAAGCCUCAAGAGCAAUCGAGACGUUUCAGUCUGAAUCUAGGAAGUAUUACUGAUGCCCCGAAAUCUCAGCCUACCACCCCUCAAGAAAGCGUGACUGGAAAACUUUUUGGGUUUGGAGCAUCAAUCUUCAGCCAGGCAUCAAAUUUGAUUGCUACAGCAGGACAGCCCAGCCCUCAUUCCCAAAGUGGGCCAGGGGCUCCAACAAAACAAGUCCCUCCUCCUACACAGCCACCUGCUUCUCAGGGGCCUUCCAAAUCCACGGUUCAGGCACCACCAGCACCUGCAAAGAUUGUACCUGUCAAAAAGGAAACAAAAGCCCCAAUAGCUGAAAAAUUGGAACCCAAAGUUGAACAAGUUCCAACAGUCAAAAAAACAGAAACAGAAAAGAAACCUCCUCCACCUGUUAAGGGUACCAAACCUUCAACAGCUGAGCCUCAAAAGGCGGUUCUUCCCCCCAAACCAGAGAAAACUUCCAAACCAGAAACAGUCUGUCCUCUCUGCAAAACCGCGCUCAACAUAGGUUCUACGGAUCCUCCUAACUUCAAUACUUGCACUGAAUGCAAGAACCAAGUGUGUAAUCUCUGUGGAUUUAACCCUACGCCGCACUUGACUGAGAUUCAAGAAUGGCUUUGUUUAAAUUGUCAAACCCAGAGAGCAAUAUCAGGACAGCUUGGAGAAGUAGGCAAAAUGCCCCCUGCACCGUCAGGACCCAAAGCGUCCCCCACACCUGUACCUACAGAACCGCCGUCUCAGAAAACAGCAGCGCCUCCGCAGGUAAGAGUGAAGGAGGAAGAGCAAGAGGUCAAGGCCGAAGCUGAAAAAGCCCUUCUGGAGAAAGCACCAGAAACUCCUUCCAUCGAAAAACACCCUCCUGAGGCAACCACAGAUCAGAAACAAGAAGAAGGAAAACUGGAGAAAGGCAAAGCUUCAACCGUUCAAGAAAAAAAGCCAGCUCCCAAAGACCAACAUCUACCCCCAGAAGAGAAAAAACCAACCGCGGAAGAAAAGAAGCCGCGUCCCGAAGAAGAAAAGCCACCCCUGGAAGGAAGACCAGCCCCUGAAGACAAAAAGGUACCCCCAAAGGCAAAGCCAUCGCUUCUCCAAGAGGAACAGAAACAGGACAUACCCAAAACUCAAGUGCACAUUACAAAAGAAAAGGGUGAAGACACGGUGGCUGCACAGGCUGUACAAGAAGAGAGGCAGCCACACACCGAGGCCAGAGAUUUGCCAGCUGGCACCCCUCAGCGUGUGCCCACGGAAGACGAUAAGACAACCAAAAAAGCGAAAGAGCAGCCCCAGGCAGCGUGCACAGCCAAAGCCCAUCAGGCAGAACCUGGGAAAGAAAAAACAGAAAAGGAAGAUGACAAAUCGGACACCUCCAGUUCUCAGCAGCCUAAAAGCCCGCAAGGUCUGAGCGACACAGGAUAUUCUUCUGAUGGAAUAUCGAGUUCACUUGGUGAAAUUCCAAGUCUUAUUCCAAGUGAUGAAAAGGAUUUUCUAAAGGGACUCAAAAAGGACUCUUUUUCACAAGAAAGCAGCCCUUCCAGCCCCUCCGAUUUGGCUAAGUUAGAAAGUACAGUCCUAUCUAUUUUGGAAGCUCAAGCAAGUACCCUUACUGAUGAAAAGUCGGAAAAGAAAACACCACCCCAUGGGGUUUCUCCUGAGAAGCCUAAAGACCAACAGAAAACUCAGAUUUUAUCUGAAACCCUGGAAAUGACUACUUCAGAAGAGGGGCUCAAGGAGAGUCAAGAAAAGAAAGACACUCUUAAGAAAGACAGCCAGCAAGGCAUUCCUUCUGGCAAGGACUACAAAGAAAGGUCUGAGUUUGUUGAUGAUAUAACUACAAGAAGAGAGCCUUAUGAUUCAGUUGAAGACAGUAGUGAAAGUGAAAAUUCACCUGUUCCACAAAGAAAAAGGAGAACUAGUGUUGGUUCAUCAAGCAGCGAUGAGUACAAACAGGAAGACAGUCAAGGGUCAGGGGAGGAGGAGGACUUCAUUCGAAAACAGAUUAUAGAAAUGAGUGCUGAUGAGGAUGCUUCAGGUUCGGAAGAUGAUGAGUUUAUUAGGAACCAGCUCAAAGAGAUUAGUAGUAGUGUUGAGAGCCAGAAGAAGGAAGACACAAAAGGGAAAGGGAAAGUGACAGCGGGGAAACAUAGACGACUGACUCGGAAAAGUAGUACAAGCAUCGAUGAUGAUGCAGGGAGACGUCAUUCAUGGCAUGACGAAGAUGAUGAAACAUUUGAUGAAAGUCCUGAACUUAAAUACAGAGAAACAAAAAGUCAGGAGAGUGAAGAACUUGGAAUUGCUGGAGGGGGAGGACUCCGUCGAUUUAAAACGAUAGAUCUCAACAGUACAAUAGCCGAUAAAUAUUCUGCAGAAUCAUCACAGAAAAAAACAACUUUGUAUUUUGAUGAAGAGCCAGAAUUGGAAAUGGAAAGCCUGACGGACUCACCAGAAGAUAGGUCCAGGGGAGAGGGAUCUUCAAGUCUUCACGCUUCCAGCUUCACGCCUGGGACAUCACCUACAUCAGUGUCAUCACUUGACGAGGACAGUGACAGCAGCCCAAGUCACAAAAAAGGAGAGAGCAAACAGCAACGCAAAGCUCGACACAGAUCACAUGGCCCUCUUUUGCCUACCAUUGAAGAUUCUUCAGAGGAGGAAGAAUUGAGAGAGGAAGAAGAACUAUUAAAGGAACAAGAAAAGCAGCGGGAAUUAGAGCAGCAGCAAAGAAAGAGUUCUAGUAAAAAAUCAAAAAAAGACAAAGAUGAACUUAGAGCUCAGAGAAGGAGGGAAAGACCAAAGACACCGCCCAGUAAUCUCUCCCCCAUUGAAGACGCCUCCCCAACAGAAGAGUUACGGCAGGCUGCAGAAAUGGAGGAGCUCCAUAGAUCUUCUUGUUCUGAAUAUUCACCUAGCAUAGAAUCAGACCCAGAAGGUUUUGAAAUAAGCCCAGAAAAAAUAAUAGAAGUACAAAAAGUUUACAAAUUGCCCACAGCUGUGUCUUUAUAUUCGCCAACAGAUGAGCAAUCUAUUAUGCAGAAAGAAGGUAGUCAAAAGGCGUUAAAAAGUGCUGAGGAGAUGUAUGAAGAAAUGAUGCAUAAAACACACAAAUACAAAGCCUUUUCAGCUGCGACUGAACGCGAUGAAGUGUUUGAAAAAGAGCCCUUGUAUGGUGGGAUGUUAAUAGAGGAUUAUAUUUAUGAAUCUUUAGUAGAAGACACGUACAAUGGAUCAGUAGAUGGCAGUCUGCUAACCAGGCAAGAUGAAGAAAAUGGAUUUAUGCAACAGAGAGGAAGAGAGCAAAAAAUAAGACUUCCAGAGCAGAUUUAUGAAGAUCCUAUGCAGAAAAUUACAGACCUACAGAAAGAGUUUUAUGAGUUAGAAAGCCUACAUUCUAUUGUGCCUCAAGAAGACAUUGUUUCAAGCUCUUAUAUCAUCCCAGAAAGCCAUGAAAUAGUGGAUCUGGGUACUAUGGUGACUUCCAUGAGUGAAGAAAAGAAAUUACUAGAUGCUGAUGCUGCCUACGAGGAACUCAUGAAGAGGCAACAGAUGCAGGUCGCACCUGGAUCCAGCCCAACCCAGCUCCCUAUCAGUGAUGACAUGACAGAGUCCACUGUGGACUUUGACAGGGCUCCUGAUGCAUCUUUGACAUCAAGUGUUCUCUCGGGAGCAUCUCUAACAGAUUCCACCAGCAGUGCAACACUCUCUAUCCCAGAUGUUAAAAUAACCCAACACUUUUCAACAGAAGAACUUGAGGAUGAAUAUGUCACUGAUUAUACAAGAGAAAUUCAAGAGAUAAUUGCCCACGAAUCACUGAUUUUGACCUACUCUGAACCUUCAGAAAGUGCUGCAUCUGUCCCACCCUCUGACACACCUUCUCUCACAUCAUCUAUUUCUUCGGUUUCUACCACAGACAGCUCCUCUCCUGUUACUACCCUGGAUAGCAUAACUACAGUUUAUACAGAGCCAGUGGACAUAAUAACUAACUUUGAAGAUUCAGAGGAAAUUUCUUCAUCAACUUAUUUUCCUGGCAGCAUUAUAGACUAUCCAGAAGACAUAAGUGUAUCUUUAGAUCGGACACCCACACCAGAUGGUAGAGCUAGUGCUGAUCAUGUUGUGAUUUCCUUAUCUGAUGUGGCACCUUCCAUUAUAGAAUCAGUAGGAACUAAACCUACAGAGCGACCAAUCGCUGACACCAUUUCCACUGACAUAUCUGUCUCUGAAAAAGACCCAGCGAAGAAAGCUAAGAAGGAAAUGGGGAAUGGAAUUAUUCUGGAAGUUUUGGAAGCUUACAGAGAUAAAAAGACACAGUCUGAGGCUGAACUAACAACAACCAGUUUAUCUGAAACUGUGCUUGAUCAACCACCUUCUUCUGUAACAGCCCUUCCAAUGAAGGAGCCACUUUCAACUGCGUACUUUGGACCUGGAGAGAUCUUUGGUCAGGAAAAACCGGCACCUCCAUUACCAUCUGACAGUCCUAUUUCUGCUCUUUCAACUAAAACUCGUCCAUUCUUUAGAAGUUCUUCUUUGGAUAUAUCAGCUCAACCUCCUCCCCCACCUCCUCCUCCUCCACCCCCUCCUCCCCCACCACCCCCUCCUCCUCCUCCACCACCCCUUCCUCCACCAACUUCACCUAAACCAGCUAGUCAUCCUAAAAAAAAAGUAACAGCUCCAGCUCCAGUGACUCUAGCCACCACAGCUACGCCUGUGUUUGAUGCUGUUACUACUGUAGAGACCACAGCUGCUUCAAGGACUAAUGGGUUACCUGCAACAAAAAUAUGUACCCCUGUCCCUCCUCCUGUUCCUCCUAAACCAUCUUCAAUUCCAUCUGGACUCGUAUUUACCCAUAGACCUGAGCCACGCAAACCUCCAAUUGCCCCCAAACCAGCAGUUCCACAGCUUCCAGCAACUGCACAAAAACCAACAGAUAUACACCCCAAACCAACAGGUCUAUCUUUAGCUACAAGUAUGACCUUAAAUUUAGUGACUUCAGCAGAUUAUAAAUUGCCUUCCCCCACCUCCCCACUUUCCCCACACUCUAACAAGUCCUCACCAAGGCAUUCCAAAUCCCUCAUGGAAACUUAUGUGGUUAUUACAUUGCCAUCUGAACCUGGGACUCCAACAGAUUCUUCAGCUGUCCAACCAAUUACCAGUUGGCCCCUAGGAUCACCCCCCAAAGAGCUGGUUUCCAUUGAACCAGUGUUUUCUGUGGUUUCUCCUAUGGCAGCUGUUGAAAUUCCAAGCUCUUCAGAACAGAGUCCGUACAUCGCUGAUGCUUUGGGGGCAUUUCCUGCUGCCCCCGUCACAGCACUGUCAUCAUUUCCUGCAGCCCCCACCUUAGUUACACAGUUUCCUACAACAGAAGUUUCCAAGCCUGAGGUUUCAGCAACCAGAACUACAGCUCCCAGUGUUGAUCUCAGCAGUGUCUCUAUAUCAAUUCCUACAGAGCCUCUUGCUCUAGGUAACUUACAUUUAGAGAAGCCUCAGUAUAAGGAAGAUGGAAAAUUACAACUUGUUGGUGAUGUCAUUGAUUUGCGUACAGCACCAAAAGUAGAAAUUAAGACAACUGAAAAAGGUAUAGAUCUUUCUGCUUCUGCAAUGGAUGUGAAAAGGCAAAUGGCAGCAAAUGAAAUUUAUGGGAGACCAAUUAGUGCUGUCCAACCCUCUAUUAUAAAUCUCAGUGCGACUUCAGUAGUGACUCCUGUAUCUCUGGUCACUGAGACCAUGACCUUUGUCACAUGCCCAGCUAGUGCAAGUUACACUACAGCCACAGAAAACCUGGUCGGUGUACAACAUGCAAUGACCGCACCACUCCAGCUUACUACAGCAAAGCAUGCCGAGCCUUUGUAUAGGACAUCGAGUGACCAGGUCUUUCCCACAGUUAGGGAGGAAGCGCCAAUAAACUUAUCUCUAGGUACUCCAGCACAUGCAAUGACAAUGGCUGUUACAAAGCCUGUCACUGUGCCUCCUGUGGGUGUCACAAACGGAUGGACUGAUAGUGCAACAUCUCAGGGGAUCACUGAUGGAGAAGUAGUGGAUCUCAGUACAACCAAAACGCAUAGAACUGUUGUAACCAUGGACGAAUCUACUUCAGGUGUGAUGACCAAAAUAAUAGAAGAUGAUGAAAAACCUGUUGAUUUGACUGCAGGAAGAAGAGCUGUGUGCUGUGAUAUGGUUUAUAAGUUACCAUUUGGAAGGAGCUGCACAGCACAGCAGCCUGCAACUACUCUUCCUGAGGAUCGUUUUGGUUACAGAGAUGACCAUUAUCAAUACGAUCGAUCAGGGCCAUAUGGGUAUAGAGGGGUUGGGGGAAUUAAACCUUCCAUGUCUGACACUAAUUUAGCAGAAGCUGGACAUUUUUUCUAUAAAAGUAAGAAUGCCUUUGAUUAUUCUGAAGGAACUGAUGCAGCAGUAGAUCUAACUUCAGGGAGAAUUACUACAGGUGAGGUAAUGGAUUAUUCAAGCAAGACUACAGGUCCAUAUCCAGAAACACGACAAGUCAUUUCAGGAGCUGGGAUUAGUACCCCACAGUAUUCCACAGCAAGAAUGACACCACCUCCAGGACCCCAGUAUGGUGUGGGGAGUGUUUUGAGGUCAUCUAAUGGUGUUGUCUAUUCUUCAGUAGCAACUCCAAUACCCUCCACAUUUGCUAUCACCACACAACCUGGUUCCAUUUUCAGCACCACUGUGAGGGAUUUAUCUGGCAUUCACACAACUGACGCUGUGACUUCGUUAUCUGCCCUCCACCAGAGCCAGCCAAUGCCCAGGUCAUAUUUUAUAACAACAGGUGCAUCCGAAACAGACAUUGCAGUAACCAGUAUUGAUAUCAAUGCCACUUUGCAAACUAUUACCAUGGAAACUCUUACUGCUGAGGCAAUAGACUCUGUUCCUACUUUAACCACAGCGUCUGAAGUAUUUUCUGAAGUGGUGGGAGAUGAAAGCACUCUUGUAGUUGUUCCUGAAGAAGAUAAACAACAACAACAGUUAGACUUGGAACGUGAGCUCUUGGAACUAGAGAAAAUUAAGCAACAGCGCUUUGCAGAGGAACUGGAGUGGGAACGUCAGGAAAUUCAAAGGUUCCGAGAACAGGAAAAGAUCAUGGUUCAGAAAAAGCUGGAGGAGCUGCAGUCUAUGAAACAACACCUUCUCUAUCAGCAGGAAGAAGAGCGGCAGGCCCAGUUCAUGAUGAGGCAGGAGACGCUAGCCCAGCAGCAGAUACAGCUUGAGCAGAUUCAACAGUUGCAACAACAGCUACACCAGCAGCUGGAGGAGCAGAAGAUUCGCCAGAUCUACCAGUAUAACUAUGACCCCUCUGGGACUGCUUCUCCACAAACCACGACAGAGCAGGCAAUUUUGGAAGGUCAGUAUGCUGCCCCAGAAGGCACUCAAUUUUGGGCAACUGAAGACACAACCACCACAGCUUCAGCCGUUGUGGCCAUUGAAAUACCACAAAGCCAAGGGUGGUACACAGUCCAGUCUGAUGGUGUCACUCAAUACAUCGCCCCACCUGGCAUCCUGAGCACGGUUUCAGAAAUUCCUCUAACAGAUGUUGUUGUAAAAGAGGAAAAACCACCCAAAAAGAGAAGUUCUGGGCCUAAAGUCCGAGGACAGUAUGAUGAGAUAGGAGAAAAUGUGGCAGAUGAUUCUCGGUCUUUUAGAAAGAUAGUAGACAGUGGUGUACAAACUGACGAUGAGGACGCCACAGACCGGAGUUACGUCAGCAGGAGAAGGAGAACUAAGAAGAGCGUUGAUACCAGUGUCCAGACUGAUGAUGAAGAUCAGGAUGAAUGGGAUAUGCCCACUAGGUCAAGGAGGAAAGCUCGUGGAGGGAAAUACGGUGACAGCACGACAGAGGCAGACAAGGCCAAGCCCCUUUCCAAAGUCUCCAGCAUAGCCGUCCAAACGGUAGCAGAGAUAUCUGUGCAAACUGAACCCGUCGGAACCAUAAGAACACCUUCGAUACGGGCACGAGUGGAUGCCAAGGUAGAAAUAAUUAAACACAUUUCAGCACCUGAAAAGACUUACAAAGGGGGCAGUUUAGGAUGUCAAACAGAAGCAGAUUCAGACACACAAAGUCCUCAAUAUCUGAGUGCCACAUCUCCACCCAAAGACAAGAAACGCCCAACACCUUUAGAGAUUGGUUAUUCAUCUCACCUCCGGGCAGAUUCCACACUACAGCUGGCUCCUUCCCCACCCAAAUCCCCCAAAGUCCUUUAUUCACCCAUCUCACCACUUUCACCAGGCAAAGCCUUAGAAUCAGCCUUUGUACCUUAUGAAAAACCCCUCCCUGAUGAGAUAAGUCCACAGAAAGUACUGCAUCCAGAUAUGGCUAAAGUUCCCCCAGCAAGUCCUAAGACAGCCAAGAUGAUGCAGCGUUCUAUGUCUGACCCCAAGCCUCUGAGUCCAACAGCAGAUGAAAGUUCCAGGGCUCCUUUUCAGUAUACCGAGGGCUACACGACAAAAGGUUCUCAAACCAUGACACCUUCUGGAACCCAGAAAAAAGUAAAGAGAACUCUGCCAAAUCCACCUCCUGAGGAGACUUCCACGGGUACUCAGGCCACAUACAGCAGCAUGGGCACAGUUUCCAGGAGAAGGAUCUGCAGAACUAACACAAUGGCACGAGCCAAGAUUCUCCAGGACAUAGACAGAGAGCUUGAUCUCGUGGAAAGGGAAUCUGCAAAGCUUAGAAAGAAACAGGCAGAGCUUGAUGAAGAAGAAAAGGAGAUUGAUGCCAAGCUACGGUACCUAGAAAUGGGAAUUAACAGGCGGAAAGAGGCAUUGUUAAAGGAGAGAGAAAAGAGAGAGCGAGCCUACCUCCAGGGAGUGGCUGAAGACCGUGAUUACAUGUCUGACAGCGAGGUGAGCAGCACCAGACCAGCCCGGAUAGAAAGUCAGCACGCCAUCGAGAGACCAAGAACUGCUCCCCAAACUGAAUUCAGCCAAUUUAUACCACCACAAACGCAAACAGAAUCUCAACUGGUGCCUCAGACAAGUCCUUACACACAAUACCAAUACUCUUCCCCUGUGCUUCCUACCCAAGCACCCACCCCAUACACCCAGCAGUCCCAUUUUCAGCAACAGACUUUGUACCAUCAGCAAGUUUCACCAUACCAAACUCAGCCAACGUUCCAAGCUGUGGCCACUAUGUCCUUCACACCUCAAGCUCAACCUACCCCAACCCCACAACCUUCUUAUCAGUUACCAUCACAGAUGAUGGUGAUACAGCAGAAGCCACGGCAAACUACAUUAUAUUUGGAGCCCAAGAUAACUUCAAACUAUGAAGUGAUUCGCAACCAGCCGCUGAUGAUAGCACCUGUCUCUACUGAUAAUACAUAUGCUGUUUCUCAUCUUGGUAGUAAGUACAAUACACUGGACUUGAGAAUAGGUUUGGAGGAAAGAAGCAGCAUGGCAAGCAGUCCAAUAUCAAGCAUAUCUGCAGAUUCCUUCUAUGCAGAUAUUGAUCAUCACACUCCACGAAAUUAUGUCCUAAUUGAUGACAUUGGUGAGAUUACCAAAGGAACAACAGCAUUAAGCACCGCAUUUAGCCUUCAUGAAAAAGAUCUGUCAAAAACAGACCGUCUCCUUCGAACCACCGAGACACGUAGGUCUCAAGAAGUGACAGAUUUUCUAGCUCCAUUACAGACUUCCUCCAGGCUGCAUAGUUACGUGAAGGCGGAGGAAGACCCGAUGGAGGAGCCUUAUGAGUUAAAGCUUCUGAAACAUCAGAUAAAGCAAGAAUUUCGUAGAGGGACAGAGAGCUUAGAUCACCUUGCUGGUCUUUCACAUUAUUACCAUGCCGAUACUAGUUACAGACAUUUUCCAAAGUCUGAAAAGUAUAGCAUCAGUAGACUCACACUUGAAAAACAAGCAGCAAAACAACUACCAGCAGCCAUACUUUAUCAAAAGCAAUCAAAGCAUAAGAAAUCACUCAUUGACCCUAAAAUGUCAAAAUUUUCACCUAUUCAAGAAAGUAGGGACCUCGAACCUGAUUAUUCGAGCUAUAUGACUGCUAGCACUUCAUCUAUUGGUGGCAUUUCUUCCAGGGCAAGACUUCUUCAAGAUGACAUCACUUUUGGCCUCAGAAAAAAUAUUACAGACCAACAAAAAUUUAUGGGGUCAUCUCUUGGCACCUUAGGAAGUACCAUACGGUCAGCUCUGCAGGAUGAAGCAGAUAAGCCAUACAGUAGUGGUAGCAGGUCAAGACCUUCCUCCAGACCUUCCUCUGUCUAUGGCCUUGAUUUAUCAAUUAAAAGAGAUUCUUCUAGCUCUUCGCUGAGACUGAAAGCUCAAGAGGCUGAGGCUCUAGAUGUUUCCUUUGGUCAUGGAUCACCCUCUGCAAGAACUAAGCCUACCAGUUUGCCCAUUAGUCAGAGUAGAGGAAGAAUACCAAUUGUUGCCCAGAAUUCUGAAGAAGAAAGCCCACUCAGUCCCGUUGGUCAGCCAAUGGGAAUGGCCAGGGCUGCAGCUGGACCACUGCCACCAAUAUCUGCAGACACCAGGGAUCAGUUUGGAUCGAGUCACUCAUUGCCUGAAGUUCAGCAACAUAUGAGAGAAGAAUCACGGACUCGAGGCUAUGACCGUGACAUAGCAUUCAUCAUGGAUGACUUCCAACAUGCCAUGUCAGACAGUGAAGCCUAUCACCUGCGUCGUGAGGAAACAGAUUGGUUUGAUAAACCCAGGGAGUCUCGUUUGGAAAAUGGACACGGUCUGGACCGAAAACUGCCAGAAAGAUUGGUCCACUCUAGACCGCUCAGUCAACACCAAGAGCAAAUUAUACAGAUGAACGGCAAGACCAUGCACUACAUCUAUCCUCAUGCCAGGAUCAAAAUAACAAGAGACUCCAAGGAUCACACAGUUUCAGGUAAUGGAUUAGGAAUUAGAAUUGUAGGUGGUAAAGAAAUUCCUGGACAUAGUGGAGAAAUUGGAGCCUAUAUCGCCAAGAUUCUUCCUGGGGGAAGCGCAGAACAAACAGGGAAACUCAUGGAAGGCAUGCAGGUGUUGGAAUGGAAUGGAAUUCCCUUAACCGCUAAGACAUAUGAAGAAGUCCAGAGUAUCAUUAGUCAGCAAAGUGGGGAAGCAGAAAUAUGUGUAAGACUGGACCUCAAUAUGCUAUCUGAUUCUGAAAACCCCCAGCACCUGGAGCUUCACGAGCCACCCAAAGCUGUGGAUAAAGCAAAAUCCCCCGGGGUUGAUCCGAAGCAGUUGGCAGCAGAACUCCAGAAGGUUUCGCUACAGCAGUCACCGCUGGUUCUGUCAUCGGUAGUUGAAAAAGGAUCUCACGCUCAUUCAGGUCCUACAUCAGCGGGAUCCAGUUCAGUUCCCAGCCCUGGGCAGCCAGGGUCGCCCUCAGUGAGCAAGAAGAAGCACAGCAGCAGCAAGCCCACUGAUGCAACAAAGGUUGUCUCUCAUCCAAUUACGGGGGAAAUUCAGCUGCAAAUCAACUAUGAUCUUGGAAAUCUUAUAAUACAUAUUCUUCAAGCAAGAAAUCUUGUCCCUCGAGACAACAAUGGUUAUUCUGACCCUUUUGUUAAAGUGUAUCUUCUUCCGGGGCGAGGUCAAGUCAUGGUUGUCCAGAAUGCAAGUGCUGAGUACAAGAGAAGGACUAAAUAUGUUCAGAAAAGUCUUAAUCCUGAGUGGAACCAAACAGUAAUUUAUAAAAGUAUUUCCAUGGAGCAGCUCAAGAAGAAAACGCUGGAGGUAACAGUUUGGGAUUAUGAUAGAUUUUCUUCCAAUGACUUCCUUGGAGAGGUAUUGAUUGAUUUAUCUAGCACAUCUCACCUCGAUAAUACUCCAAGGUGGUAUCCGCUCAAAGAACAGACUGAAAGCAUUGAUCAUGGCAAAUCCCAUUCCAGCCAGAGCAGCCAGCAGUCCCCCAAGCCGUCUGUUAUCAAAAGCAGAAGUCACGGUAUCUUCCCUGACCCAUCAAAGGACAUGCAGAUUCCCACCAUUGAGAAAUCUCACAGUAGUCCCGGGAGCUCCAAAUCAUCAUCUGAAGGCCAUCUCCGCUCGCACGGACCAUCUCGCAGUCAAAGCAAAACCAGCGUCACUCAGACCCACCUGGAAGACGCAGGGGCUGCCAUAGCUGCUGCAGAAGCUGCCGUGCAACAACUCCGCAUUCAACCAACAAAGCCCACCAAUCACCGGCCUGCAGAAAGCUCCGUGUCCACCGGCUCCUCGGGCAGCAGCUUUGGCAGUGGGUAUAGCGUGGACAGUGAAGGCAGCAGCAGCACUGCAGGGGAGACUAAUCUAUUUCCUAUUCCAAGGAUAGGGAAAAUGGGACAGAAUGGACAAGAGCCUGUAAAACAGCCAGGGGUUGGAGUCGGACUAACAGACACCGAAGCUAAAACUCAGGUAAUGGGAGAAAUCAAGAUUGCCCUGAAGAAGGAAAUGAAGACGGAUGGUGAACAACUAAUAGUUGAAAUUCUCCAAUGCAGAAAUAUCACGUACAAAUUUAAGUCUCCUGAUCAUUUACCAGAUUUAUAUGUGAAAAUAUACGUGAUGAACAUCUCUACUCAGAAAAAGGUGAUCAAGAAAAAAACAAGAGUCUGCAGACACGAUCGGGAGCCUUCUUUCAAUGAAACCUUUAGAUUCAGCCUGAGUCCUGCAGGCCACUCUCUUCAGAUUUUGCUUUUCUCCAAUGGAGGGAAGUUUAUGAAAAAGACCUUGAUUGGUGAAGCCUGCAUCUGGCUUGAUAAAGUGGAUCUCAGAAAAAGAAUAGUCAACUGGCACAAACUUUUGGUCAGUCCUACUCAAACGCACUGAAGGAAUGUGUCUGCUCAGGGUAUAGAAACUGCUCUAAAUAACUGCAAAGCCAGUCUUAUGGUUGGAUACGAUUGUACUAAGCUACAUUUCCAGAGGCAAAUGUGAGAGGGGACCAAGUGCUGAAAGCAAACUUAAAGCCUUGUAAAUUUACUGUUACAGAACACACACACAUA
This is a messenger RNA of Otolemur garnettii (small-eared galago), 15605 nucleotides long. It is a transcript of the gene PCLO, whose product is annotated as piccolo presynaptic cytomatrix protein. The record is from RefSeq and is a predicted model, not a curated record. Gene Ontology annotation, molecular function: metal ion binding; protein binding; structural constituent of presynaptic active zone. Gene Ontology annotation, biological process: presynaptic active zone assembly; protein localization to synapse. Gene Ontology annotation, cellular component: axon; glutamatergic synapse; cytoskeleton of presynaptic active zone. Lineage: Eukaryota; Metazoa; Chordata; Mammalia; Primates; Galagidae. The coding region runs from base 1 to 15432 and encodes 5143 amino acids. The transcript has 25 exons.